Molecule: messenger RNA, 954 nt
Organism: Argentina anserina (silverweed cinquefoil)
Lineage: Eukaryota; Viridiplantae; Streptophyta; Magnoliopsida; Rosales; Rosaceae
Product: transcription factor MYB106-like
Exons: 3
Coding region: 1-954 (317 amino acids)
Source: RefSeq, a predicted model, not a curated record
AUGGAAAACAAAAGCAGUACUACUGCAACUUCGAAGAUAAAAAGAGGGCCAUGGACUCCUCAAGAGGACAAGAAGCUUUUUGCUUUCAUUCAACAACAUGGCCAUGGAAGCUGGCGUUCCUUGCCCCAAAAAGCUGGUUUACAAAGAUGUGGCAAGAGCUGCAGGUUAAGAUGGAAAAACUACCUGAGACCUGAUAUUAAGAGAGGAAAUUUCAGUUUGCAGGAAGAUCAGACCAUCAUUCAGCUUCAUGCACUUUUAGGCAACAGGUGGUCAGCCAUAGCUGCGAACUUACCGAGGAGGACAGACAAUGAGAUCAAAAAUUACUGGAAUACACAUUUGAAGAAGAGGUUAGCCAAGAUUGGGUUUGACCCAGUAACCCACAAACCCAAGGCCAGCAUCUUCGGCUCUGGUAAUGGCGAUCCAAAGAACCUUUCAAACCUCAGCCACAUAGCUCAGUGGGAAAGAGCCAGGCUUCAAGCAGAAGCUAGAUUUGCGAGAGAAGCAAAACUACUCAAACCUUCACCACCACCGGCACAGUGCCUUGACUUCAGUUUAAGAACAUGGGAAACCCUAAUGAUGUCAAAGCCAUUACCCCCUGCAGGUGGUGUAGGUUGCGGAGAAGCUCGUGGUGUUCGUUGUGCCAAUAGUGUUGCUCAAGAAAUUGGUUCAUCCGGUAACCAUGAUGGUGUACUUGGUAAUAGGGGUGGACAGUUUGAAGUUUCACCUUUAACCAUGUCAGCAGCUCCGGAUUUCAGUGAUGCUUCAGAGGAGAGUGGUAUCAACGAAUAUGGUGACCUAUUCGACGCACUACUACUCCAACAGACCUGUAGUAAUACAGAGUUUGAUGUCGUGGAUGCUUGGACUUUGGAACAAUGUAAUGUUAUCAGUGCAGACUAUCAAAAUGUGAUCAUGAGCGAGGGAUUGACAAACUUAUUGAGCUUGCAGCAGCAGUAA